Molecule: messenger RNA, 2952 nt
Organism: Besnoitia besnoiti
Lineage: Eukaryota; Apicomplexa; Conoidasida; Eucoccidiorida; Sarcocystidae
Exons: 15
Coding region: 1-2952 (983 amino acids)
Cellular component (GO): myosin II complex
Molecular function (GO): calcium ion binding
Source: RefSeq, a predicted model, not a curated record
AUGAGGAGACAAUACGUCCAGCAUAUCUUCAUCGCGCGACGGGGCCUGGAAGUCGACCACCUCAACAACUGGAGCGACGCCGGAGCCGCGAGCCGCGCAGACCGGUCGGCUUUCCUGUCUCCUGCUGGAGCGGGGCAAGCGCAUUACCUUGGCGAAUUUCUCAGGGAAAAGGGCGUCACGCACAUUUUUGCGGGGCUCGCGGGGAGUAGCGUGGAGACAGCUGCGUUGGCGCAGAAAGUCAUCGGCAACUCGUGCGAAUUGCACGGGGGAACAGCGGCCGUAGACGACUACAUUCGAGCCUUGCACCUAGUUUCCCGCCUGGACGACACUCCGUCGAAAUCUUCGCAAGCUGCGUUCUGGGCUGCCCUGACGGAAUGGCGGACUAAGGCUCUCGGCGCAUGCCCCGCUGCACCGGCAGCUGUCAGCAAAAGAGCCGUCUCCUUGGUGUCGAGACUUUCUUGCACCGCUGUACAUGACGAAGGAGAGGGCGCAGGCUCGGUAGUGCCCGGGGGGACAUGUCAGAAACGGUCCACUGAACUCCUAGCUGAUGAUACUGAAGUGGGCGCACACGCGACCGUCAGCGCCAACUGCGGAGGACAGACGCCUUCGCGGGGAUCUGCGCAGCUUUGCGCGUCUCAGAAUGUUUCGCACAGAGCACAUCUUGUGUGCGGCCAGGCGCCAGGCCAGCGCUACACUGGGAACGUGGAAAGAGUGACUCACGCGGCGCAGGUGACGGUUGCGAGCGUCACAGAGAGGCCGCGGGCCUCCGUAGGCGCGGAACUGCGCCGUCUUGCAGAGACCCUCGUGCGCUCUCUUGAGCGGCUCCAGCGCCUGCUGUCAAAAUGCGCUGCAGAAGGUGUCGAGUGCGCCAAAGAUUGUGUGGCGGUCCCCGAAGGCGCCCUAGGCGUCGUGGAAUUCACUCUCCAGUUUGCUACAACUUCCUUCGUCUUCCUAUCAAGCCGCGCAACACCUGCUUCGCCGAGUCACUCCGCAGCCGACAUCUCCUGGCAAGCUCGCACAAGCACUCAAGCGCUGCUCAGUCUCCUGAAUCAAUACGCGCUUGAAAACCUCGCGUUCGUCUGCGACUCCGCCGCGGCUGUGCGCCUGCUGACGCACGCGCUCCAACGCCACCCCUCGAAACGGCAGUGCGCAGGCGGCUUGACCAACUGGCGCCUCUGGGCGGCCGUGCCCUGUGCGUCUGUGACAGAAAUCGCUCUGCUGCGUGACCCGGACGCGGACAAUGCGAUUGUGGACGCGCGAAUCGUCUGCUUCGCGCAGGAAAUCUGCCCUGCGCCGCCCGUCAAAACCUCUCUCCUGACAUGGACUUCGGGCGGCGACAAAGUGCCUAUUUCCUGGCUUGACGAAUCAGAGGAGUUGCUGGUCAGCGAGCCUGAAGAGCCCGACAAGCUGCAGCAGGACACUGAGGCAACGACGGCGGUUGAAUCGGACGACGCGGAUGGCGGCGAUCUUGCGUUCCGCUUCUUCAGGAGCCUCUGCGGUCCGAAGGGCGAGGUGGCUAUCGAUCAGGCUGUGGUGGUCGCCCAUUCGAAGGGCUUGGCGCCGUCUGAAGAAGACCUGAGGAACUGGACAGCAGUUCACGGCCCCUCCGUGAAACUGUCUCAGCUGGAGGAAUUCCUCAGUUUCUGCGUGCACCCCGAAGACUCCCCCGCAGCUCUCGCCUCCGGUUUCGCGGAAUUCGACGAAGCGAGGACGGGUUACAUUAGUCGCUUCACGCUCGUCUCCCUGCUGAUGACAGUGGGGCAGGAUCCUCACACGGAGGCGCACGUCGACGUUCUUCUCAGGCAAGGGAGAACCGCGACAGAUAGAGAGUGUCGGCCCUUGCCCCGUGGAGCGGGUUUGUUCACCCCCGAGCUCGUGGUCGGUGGUUGGGAGCAUUGGCGCGUCAUUGUCAAAUCGUCAUGUCCACGCAUGCAUGCGCCGCCCAGCCUUCUCCAGUACCGGACGAACAUCAACUUGUCCGCCAGCGUCUCCGUCCCGGCGCGCCCGCCUGCCGAAACAGCCGUCGGCGCGAUCGUGUCGGGUGGCGCCGCCUCAGCGAAGAAAGCGAAACACGUCUCCGACACAGACACACAAGAGAUGACCGUAGCAACCACAGCGGCAACAACGGUGCCUGCCGCUCAAGAAGCGCAGAUUUUUGUCGAAUUCGCGGGGUCCGAAGAAGGCGUCAUUACCACCGAGCAGGCCUGUCGGGCUGCGCAGAAGCUCGGCAUCGUCGCUGGCGCGUGCGACAUGGAAGCCUUUGAACAAGAGUCCAGAGAGCGCGGUGCGGGCACAAUGGAAGUCCAGAAAUUCCUCAGCUUCAUUGAUUUUGUUAAAACCAGGAAUGAAGCCUUCAAUCAACUGGCGGAGAACGGCUAUGUGACGUUUUCGAAUGCAAGGAAGCUUUGCCCUCAGUUUGGUGUAAAAUGCGAGGUGCAUCCUCUGGAUGUCCAUCACUUUGGCGCCGCGAAAAACAUUGACACGCUCGACUACUCGGCAUUCCACCAGUUUUUCAACUUCGUGAAAGCUCGGCAUGAAGCCUUCGAAAAGCAAGCAGCCGAAGAUAAACUGGACGGCCGAAUCAAAGCAACGAGCGUCGAGCGGCUGUCGCACAUUUUCGGCUUCUCUCCCUCUGUGGAAGAGCUCCGCGCGAUCGCGCGGGAAGACGAGGAACACGGCUUCUCGUAUGACGAGUUCGUGAAUCUCCUGGCCUCCAUCGACCAAUCCGACACGCUGGAGGAACUGCGAAAAGCUUUCGCCUUCUACGAUAUGCACCACAGCGGCCAGAUCAAACGCGCGGCGAUGGCACGGGUGCUCUCAGGCUGGGGGGACGGUUUGACCGAAGACGAAAUUAAUCAAGUCCUCACGGCAUUCGCUGGCUCGGAUGAGUACAUCAACUACAAUGUUGUUAUUUCAAAACUCAUGCAGCCAAGUCCAAUUCAGCAGCUCUAA